This is a messenger RNA of Nothoprocta perdicaria, 573 nucleotides long. RefSeq names its product microfibril associated protein 2 (gene MFAP2). The transcript has 8 exons. NCBI's taxonomy places the organism in Eukaryota, Metazoa, Chordata, Aves, Tinamiformes, Tinamidae. Gene Ontology annotation, biological process: embryonic eye morphogenesis. The coding region runs from base 1 to 549 and encodes 182 amino acids. The record is from RefSeq and is a predicted model, not a curated record. Gene Ontology annotation, cellular component: microfibril.
AUGAGGGCGCUGCUGCUCUCGCUGCUCUGCCUGCCAGCAGCGCUGCUGGCGCAGGGGCAGUACAGCCGCUUUGAAGGCAUCACCUACCCCGAGCCGGUGCAAUAUUCCCAGUACGACCAGCAAGCAGAAAUCCAGGAUUACUACGACUAUCACGAUGUGACGCCCCGCGCCCCCGAGGAGCAGUUUCGGUACCAGUCGCAGCAGCAGUCGCAGCAGGAGGUGGUGCCAGCGCCCACCCCAGCUGCCCUCCCCGAGACGGAGCCCACAGAGCCUGGACCCCUGGACUGCCGGGAGGAGCAGUACCCCUGCACCAGGCUCUACUCGGUCCACAAGCCCUGCAAGCAGUGCCUCAACGAGAUCUGCUUUUACAGCCUCCGCCGGGUUUACGUCAUCAACAAGGAGAUCUGCGUCCGCACCGUGUGCGCCCACGAGGAGCUGCUGCGAGCCGACCUCUGCCGCGACAAGUUCUCCAAGUGCGGCGUGAUGGCCACGAGCGGCCUCUGCCAGACGGUCGUCGCCUCCUGCGCCCGGAGCUGCGGCGGCUGCUGAACCCCCCGCCAGCCCCAGGCCCCC